UGGCAAAUAUUUUUUAAGGACCCUAAACGAAAUAUUUCUAGGUUUUCGCGAUGAACGCGGGGGAGGGCCUGGCGAUGGCGGCAUCGCUGGCCCUGCUGGGAUGGUCCGGGAUCUGGUUCCUCAAUCGCAAGCUCUACCGGGAAUACGAGGAGCGGCGCGCGCUCGUCCAGAUCCUGUUUGGUGCCGUGUUCGCGCUCUCUUGCAAUCUCUUGCAGCUCGUCCUCUUCGAGAUCGUCCCGCUGCUCUCGCCCCAGGCGCGAUGGCUCAACUGGAAGCUGGAUCUCUACUGCAUUGUCGCGCUCCUGGUAUUCGUGCUGCCCUACUACCACUGCUAUCUCGUCUUUCGCAACAAGGGAUCCAGGCGGGAGAGGGCUGCCAUAGCCGCAUUGUGCUUCUUGCUUGGAUUCCUCUACGCGUUCUGGCGGAUGGGCGUCCACUUCCCAAUGCCAUCGCCGGACAAGGGAUUCUUCACGGUUGCACAGAUGGUGAGCCGGGUGGGAGUGAUCGGGGUCUCGGUCAUGGCUGUUCUAGCCGGAUUUGGAGCUGUGGAUCUCCCCUACAGCUAUCUCUCGCUCUUCAUCCGCGACAUCCAGGACAGCGAUAUCGCGUCUCUGGAGCGACAGCUCAUGCAAGCGCUGGAGAUGGGGAUCGCGAAGAAGAAGAAGAGGAUUCUCCUGGCUCAAUCGGAGAUGAGGAGAUCGCUGCUCAAGGGUGAGGCCAAAUCGACGAGCUUUUUCAGCCGGGUUGUGAGGACGGUGGUGAGAUCCGUGAGCGAGGACGAGCAGAUCCACAACUUGGAGGUGGAGAUCAAUGGAUUGGAGGAGCUCUCUAGGCAGCUCUUUCUCGACAUUUUCGAGCUGAGGAAGGCCAAGCAAGCCGCGAUCUACUCGAGAACUUGGAGGGGCCACGUCAAGAACAUUUGGGGAUACGCUCUUUCGCUCUACUGCGUCUACAAGAUGCUACGCUCGCUCCAAAGCAUCGUCCUCCGCGACACGGGCAGCGUGGAUCCGGCCACAAACGCCAUCGCCAUCUUUCUCCGGAUCUUCCACAUCAACUUCAACGUAGCUCUCUGGUCGCAGUACGUCUCCCUCGCGUUCGUGGGGAUGAUGAUCGCCAUGUCGCUGCGUGGAUUCCUCCAGAGCUUGAUGAAGUUCUUCUCGAUCGCCAGCAGCGGCGGCGCCAGGAACUCCUCCAGCAACGUCCUCGUCUUGUUCCUGUCCGAGAUCAUGGGGAUGUACUUCGUCUCGUCGAUUCUUCUCAUCCGGAAGAGCCUGGCCAGCGAGUACAGAUCGAUCAUCACCGACGCGCUUGGUGGCGACAUCCAGUUCAACUUCUACCAUCGCUGGUUUGAUGCCAUCUUCGUCGUCAGCGCGCUCCUCUCGAUCCUCCUCUUCGCCGUGCAAUACACUUCCAAGCAGGCCGACGACAAGCACCCAGUCGAUUGAGCGCCCUCCGAGAAAAAAAAAUCGGUUUUUACGCUGCUCGAGCGUGUUUCACCGGAUCGAUCGAGUAACUCAGGAGUUUUGCAAAAUUUGAUGGUCUGGCCACGAAGGUUUCUUCGUGUUUGUUCAAGGCUUACAUAGUGAAAUUUCAUGAUUCAUUCGUUUCCUCACAAAAUGAACUCAUGGCUGUGCCAACGUAGGAACGAACGCAAUGGCUAUGUCGCUUACUCCCUCCAUCAAAACACUUGCCUGGCCAAACGCACCCCAGUACGAUUGAAUAAGUUGGUCGCUCCUCAAGGUGAUACUCAAUACUUUCAUUGAACAUCUUUUCACGCACAAUACAAACCUGUGUUGAAGCUCUUCCGAUACAAACUUGGGUGUAAGCCUCCAUCCCGUAAAGGAUAGCUCCCUCUCCUUUGUACGAGAAGGACGAGCUUUCCAAUCCUUCGACUUGGAAUGAUAAUCCAUGACGAACUCCUCAAAUACUACAGCGACAUGGUAAUGCCCCGAUCUCUUGACCAUCAUCAGGUAUCUGCACGGCUCCUCCUUGACAUCGAUCCGGGGAAGAACUCUCCACGCAUUCGUGAGUGGAUUUCCAACAGCUAAAGUCAUGGCCUCGCCGCCAGCCUCGUCCAGAUCCUCGAGCCUCCCACAGACGAGCCCCAGCGAGCACGCCACGAAAACAAACCUGUGUCCCGCUGGACCGACGGAGAAGGAGCCAUGAUCAAGCUCCCUGCCAUGGUCUUUGAGGAUAGUGUCCAGUGAAGUAUACCAGAGCAAGCGCUGGCCAACUUGUAGCACAACCCAUGGCUCUGGCUCUGGAUCUGGAUCUUUGGCAGUUUUGCGAGCCACAAGCUCCUGCGAGUGUGCAAGGCGAUGCCAUCGCUUGCAGACGCGCCCGGCUUUAAGGAUUAUAGCUGCUGACAGUAUGUCGAGCACCAGAUCAUUGGCCAGAGCAUCAAACUCUCCCAUGCUCUUGAAACAGCAGACUCGUUGCCUCUUGCUGCUCGCU
Selaginella moellendorffii is the source of this 2454-nucleotide messenger RNA. Its product is annotated as GPCR-type G protein COLD1. The transcript is spliced from 4 exons. Bases 51 to 1445 code for a protein of 464 amino acids. Gene Ontology annotation, molecular function: abscisic acid binding. Gene Ontology annotation, cellular component: membrane. The record is from RefSeq and is a predicted model, not a curated record. Gene Ontology annotation, biological process: response to abscisic acid. NCBI's taxonomy places the organism in Eukaryota, Viridiplantae, Streptophyta, Lycopodiopsida, Selaginellales, Selaginellaceae.